Anguilla rostrata (American eel) is the source of this 2236-nucleotide messenger RNA. It is a transcript of the gene snx30, whose product is annotated as sorting nexin family member 30. The transcript has 9 exons. Gene Ontology annotation, molecular function: phosphatidylinositol binding. Lineage: Eukaryota; Metazoa; Chordata; Actinopteri; Anguilliformes; Anguillidae. The record is from RefSeq and is a predicted model, not a curated record. Gene Ontology annotation, biological process: reticulophagy; protein transport; autophagy of mitochondrion. Bases 168 to 1484 code for a protein of 438 amino acids. Gene Ontology annotation, cellular component: phagophore assembly site; early endosome.
UCCGGAACUGCGCAGUGUACGUCAGCUGACUGUGCGCAGGGUAGUUUUGCUGUUUGUUCACGGCAUUGGUACAGCUAACUGGCUAGCCAGCAAUCAAGCAAACCACUUACUAGCUAAGAUCUGAAUAUUUGCGGAAAAUCUGAGAGCGUUUUCCUGUCGCUUGCACAAUGAGUGCUGGCACCCCUAAAUCUCUACCAUCAUCGGGGCAGAAAUCCAUUCAAGAUAUCAGCCACCCUCUUUCUGCCGAGGACUCCGUUCUCACACCCAGCCCUGAUUUGGGAAACACUACGAGCAGCAUCGGGGAGAAGGACCUGAGCCUACCCAACGGCACCCCAGUGGACACGUCCAGCCCCGCCUCCUCGUCCUCCCUACUGAACCGACUGCAGCUGGACGAUGACCUGGACGGAGAAACGCGCGACCUGUUCGUCACCGUCGACGACCCCAAAAAGCAUGUGUCCACCAUGGAAACCUACAUCACUUACAGAGUCAGCACAAAGACCAGCAGGACCGAGUUCGACCUGCCGGAGUACUCGGUGCGCAGGCGGUACCAGGACUUCGAUUGGCUGAGGAUCAAACUGGAAGAGAGUCAACCCACGCAUCUCAUUCCCCCCCUCCCCGAGAAGUUUGUGAUGAAGGGGGUGGUGGACAGGUUUUCGGAAGAAUUUGUGGAGACCAGGAGGAAGGCCUUGGACAAAUUUCUGAAGAGGGUGGCGGACCACCCCGUACUGUCCUUUAACGAGCACUUGAACGUCUUUCUUUCCGCCAAGGAUUUGAACGCGUAUAAGAGGCAAGGGCUGGCCCUGCUGACCAAAAUGGGGGAGUCGGUGAAGUACGUCACCGGGGGUUACAAGCUGCGGGCUCGGCCGGCGGAGUUCGCCGCCAUGGGCGACUACCUGGACGUGUUCACGCAGAAGCUGGGCACCAUCGACAGGAUAGCGCAGAGGAUCAUCAAAGAGCAGUCGGAGUACCUGGUGGAGCUGCGGGAGUACGGGCCGGUCUACUCCGGCUGGGCCUCGUCCGAGGGGGACCUGCGGGAGCCCCUGGAGGGCGUGUCGGGGUGCGUGGCCAGCUGCUCCACGGCGCUGGAGGAGCUCACGGAGGACAUGAGCGAGGACUUCCUCCCCGUGCUGCGGGAGUACGUCCUCUACAUCGAGUCCAUGAAGAACGUCCUGAAGAAGAGAGACCAGGUCCAGGCCGAGUACGAGGCCAAGCUGGAAGCUGUGGCGUUUCGGAAGGAGGAGAGGACGGGGGUAAGCGCGGUGCCCACGGACGUGGAGAAGUGCCAGGAUCGAGUGGAGUGCUUCAACGCGGACCUGAAGGCCGACUGGGACCGCUGGCAGAACAACAAGAGGCAGGACUUCAGGCAGCUGCUCACGGGCAUGGCCGACAAAAACAUCCAGUACUACGAGAAGUGCCUUGCAGCUUGGGAGUCCAUCAUUCCACUAUUACAGGAGAAGCAGGACGCCAAAACGGACACGAACUGAGACUGAAAACUGCCUCACCCCACCCCCACCCCCACCACCCCACCCAGCCGCUCUUCUCCCUCGCGCCGAGGCCCAGGCUCUGCGUCGCGUGCGGCGCGCUCCAGGCGAACCUCUCUCCGGUGGGAGGGGCCCGUGAAGUGUAGAUCGAGGGCGACACAGACUUGUCAAAAGACUGCAAGUAUUUAGUCUGUUUUUUAAAAAAAAGGUGUUUAUAUUUGUGAGACCGUACCGAACCACCGUCCUGCCGCUCGGCUGUAGCAAGGUGGGCACGCCCCCCCCCAACCCCCUCCACCCAAAAAAACUCUGAGCACAGAACCUGGGCUCUCUCUUUGACCACCCAUGCACUGAAGGGGACCCCCGGGUGAGUAGAAGCUUCGAAUUUGAGCACCCAAAGGAAUACCAAGACAAAGAAACAGGCAAACUAAUGUGCGGAGGUUUUUUUGUUUGUUUGUUUCGUUUAGUUUUUUCGACUAGCACUAAUUUGUAGAUCGAUUUGUAGAUAAGCUGAAAAAGAUUCUUUUGUAAAUAAUGUCGACUCUUGUAAAAGGAAGGAGAAACAGAUCUGACCUUUGGUUACAGUGUGUUAUUUUUCUUUUCACCCGAGAUGCGUCAGAAAAAGUGCAAUGUUACGGCCAAAGAUUCAGAGAAAGGGUUUUUGUUUUUUUGUUUUGUUUGUUUAUCCUAUUUCUUUGUUAACUUCGAUUUCAGUCCUUUAUAUAUUGAUGUCAUUAAAAAUGCUGCCUGCCUCUGAA